UGUGACGGGUUGUUGAGUUUGUAGUGAUAGGCAACGUCAAUUGUCAAAAUUUUAUUUAAAUUUGAAUGAACGUAAACAGUGGACUAUUCGAACGUUUUAAUUGUAUAAACACAUAAAUUAGUUUCUUCCUGAUUUUUUAUUUUGACGAAAUAUAAUUUGAUAAAUAUGUUAUGCAAAAGUUUUCACAAGGGCAAAUACUAUAUAUCAUUUAAACGGGGCUUUGAAGAGCACAAGAAGGAUAUAACAAUUUCUGUUGAUAAACUAUUUGACAAAGAUUGUUUGAAAUUGACACUGGCUGAUGACGAGGACCCGAUGUUUUUAUGUAAAAUACAAAUUACUCGUUGCGACUAUGAAGAAUUAAAAAAGCAACAGGGCCUACUAAUUGAUUUUGACAACUUUCCUUCACAAGUAGUGAGGUUGCUGCAGCAAUGUACUGCUAAUAACAUGUUCCUUAUAUUGAAUCAAAUCAACCCAGUUAUAUAUAACUUUGAAGUGGUAGAGCACAAUGAAUUUAAGCGACUGGUACAUUUGUGUUUGAAGACAGGACCAGCAUGUGAUGAUGAUGUUAAACAGCACAUGGCUGAAACAAUUGCAGAUCUAAAGAAGUCACUGUCAGCAUUAAAAAGUUCAAGCACAAGUAGUGAGGCGUUAUGGAAUGAAAGGUGUGCAAAGAUGGAAGUUAAAAUUCAUGAUAUGACAUUAGCAUUAGCAAAAAUGGAAGAAGAUAAGCUUCGGCGGGAAAGUGAAUAUCAAGAAGCAUUGAGACAAGAGAAAGAUAGACUUACACAGGAAAAAGUGCAACUUCAAAAAGCAGCAGAUCUAAAUGUUAAGAAUUUUGUGGCAAGUUCACAACAGAAUUUAGCAGCUAAAGAUAAACAAAUAGAGGAAUUGAACCAAACUUGCAGACAGUUGAGGGACAAUAUAUCACAAUUAGAACGCCAAAUAAGUGACAAAACACAAAGAACAAUGUAUUUAGAGAAAGAAGUUCAAAAGUUUCACCUAGAAGUGACCACACUCACAGCAAAGAAUACUUCACUGGACAGAGAAAUUAGUGACCGCGAGAAACAAAUUCACCACUUGAACAUGAAGUGUGGCUCUUUAGAAAAGACUGUCAAAGAUAAUUCAGAUGUUAUCAAGGAAUUAAGUGAAAAUGUUCAAACAUUGAGUUUGGAAAAGAACAGCUUAGAAAGGCGGUUAUCGCUGAGCGAAUCACUUGCAAAUAGGAAUAAUGAAGCAGCACAGUCCACAUCGGAACAAUUGCUGAAGGCUAAUCAAAUUAUUUCUAAACAAAAUAAUGAUAUAAUAGAAAUGAAAGAUAAGUUAUUAUGUAGAACUGCAAUCGCACUUGAGCAAGAGAAAGUCAUAGAACGAAAUGCUAAAGAAAUACAAGACCUCAAAUCGGAAAUACAAUUAGCAAACAAUAGUAUGGAAAAGUUAAAAUCGGAGCUUGAUACUUUGAGAGAAAAAUGUGAACUCAAUGAAAUUGCAUUGAAAGAUAAAGAUGAAACGAUUAAAAAUAAUAACAUGGUGAUCCAAUGGUUACACAAGAAAAUGGAAGAGAGUUUCCCGCAUCCAUCGGAAAAACGACCUGGUGUCAAUGUAGCCAGUUCAACGCCAUAUUUUCUAAAUAGAAAUAGUAGUGUCAUUCAAGAGUCGGACGAAUCCAUAAAUUUCUAUGGCACCUCUAAAUCAAACAUAGAAGACAGUCCAAAUUAUACACAAACAACAGAACGAACUAAGAAGGGAUUAGAUCCCAAAUAUCUAAAGCCUGUCAGUGAAGAAAAUAAAGGAAAGAAGAAAGACAUCAUCAAGCCAAAUACACAACAAAAUAAAGGAAAAGAAAAUAAGAAUAUAGAAUUACCCAAAGUUGACUAUAGAGAAAAGAAAUCUUCGAAGCCUACGACAUUUCGUGCCACACCCGUAUCUGCAUAUUUUCCUUAAUAUUAUAAUUGGUUUUAUGCAAAAUAUUUCAGAUUACAAAAGUAUUUGUGUCCUAUCUGUGUAUAACAUGUUAAUAAAUAAUUUUAUGAGU
Messenger RNA from Zerene cesonia (dogface butterfly), 2032 nucleotides. RefSeq names its product spindle assembly abnormal protein 6 homolog (gene Sas-6). The record is from RefSeq and is a predicted model, not a curated record. Gene Ontology annotation, cellular component: centriole; centrosome. Lineage: Eukaryota; Metazoa; Arthropoda; Insecta; Lepidoptera; Pieridae. Gene Ontology annotation, biological process: centriole replication. The coding region runs from base 166 to 1941 and encodes 591 amino acids. The transcript is spliced from 12 exons.